GGGGGGCGUGGCCGCCGCCGUGGCCGCGGCAUGGAGGAGCGGCCGCGCCGCCGCUGAGCCGCGCCGCCAUGGCCAAGAGCCGCGGGGGCGGCGGGCCCGGCUCGCCCGGCGGCCGCCACCACAGCCUGGCCGGGACCCGGGAGAGCCUGGCCGAGCCGGGCGGCGACGAGCUCAGCUCCCUCGGAUCCGACUCCGAGGUCAACGGCGGCGGCCCCGAGGAACGGCGCGUCGACAAGUUCGGCUUCAUCGUGGGCAGCCGCAGCGCCGAGGGGCCGCUGGAGGAGGUGCCCUUGGAGGUGCUGCGGCAGCGGGAAUCCAAGUGGCUGGAUAUGCUCAACAACUGGGACAAGUGGAUGGCCAAAAAACACAAGAAGAUCCGGCUGCGGUGCCAGAAGGGGAUCCCACCCUCGCUGCGGGGCCGUGCCUGGCAGUACCUCUCUGGGAGCAAGGUCAAGUUGGAGCAGAAUAUCGGCAAGUUUGACGAACUGGAUCUCCUCCCGGGGGACCCGAAGUGGCUGGAUGUGAUUGAGCGGGAUCUCCAUCGGCAGUUCCCCUUCCACGAGAUGUUCGUCUCACGCGGAGGCCAUGGGCAGCAGGACCUGUUUCGGGUGCUGAAGGCAUACACGCUGUACCGCCCAGAGGAGGGCUACUGCCAAGCUCAGGCCCCCAUCGCCGCCGUCCUGCUCAUGCACAUGCCGGCCGAGCAAGCGUUCUGGUGCCUGGUGCAGAUCUGUGAGAAGUACCUCCCCGGCUACUACAGCGAGAAGCUGGAGGCCAUUCAGCUGGACGGGCAGAUCCUCUUCUCGCUGCUGCACAAGGUCUCGCCUGUGGCCUACAAGCACCUGAGCAAGCAGAAGAUCGAUCCCAUCCUCUACAUGACGGAGUGGUUCAUGUGCGCCUUCUCCCGCACGCUGCCCUGGAGCUCUGUCCUGCGCGUCUGGGACAUGUUCUUCUGUGAAGGCGUGAAGAUCAUCUUCCGCGUGGGCCUCGUGCUGCUCAAACACACCCUGGGCUCCUCGGACAAGCUCAAGUCCUGCCAGGGCCAGUACGAGACCAUGGAGAGGCUGAGGGCCCUCAGCCCCAAGAUCAUGCAGGAGACCUUCCUGGUGCAGGAGGUCAUCGAGCUACCGGUGACGGAGCGUCAGAUCGAGCGGGAGCACCUGAUCCAGCUGAAGAAGUGGCGGGAGACGCACGGGGAGCUGCAGUGCAAGUCCCCCCCGCGCCUGCACGGCGCCAAGGCCAUCAGCGAGGCCGAGCCCCCCACCCACAAGGCGCUGGAGCCCGUCCCCUCCAUCAUCGUCCCCCCCGGCCCCGCUCCCGUGCCCAAGGCCCGCAAGAGCAAGGAGAAGAACCGAGAAAAGGGUCCGGCCGGCCCCGCCAACGGCCCCGGGGCCGAGGGCAACGGGGCGCCCGGCUCGACCCGGGAGCUGCUGCACCCCCAGGUCUCCCCCCACCACCAGUCCAAGGAGAGCCUGAGCUCCCGGGAGAGCGAGGACACGUACUUGUAGGGCUGGCGCGGCGCUGGGUCCGUACCCCGGGCAGCCGGGCUCAGCUGGGCUGCGCACGGACCGGGGCUCAAGGACACUGAUUUUUGGGGGGGGGGUGUGCGGGGACCUGUAGCACCCAGCCUUGGGGGCUCUGGGCUGGAGGGAUGGGGACAAGCUGGCCGGCGUGGCUCCGCGGGGACACCGUGGUCCCCGUGUGCAGGGAUGCCCGCUCGGGGUGGGCUCGAAGCCGAGGGGGGGGGGCAUCUGUGGGAGCUUGGCCAGGUGGGGUGACCAAAGGGUCCGCCUUCAGUCUGCGCCGGGCGCCCACCCCGGCGGGGUGCUGGCACCACGAGCGGUGGGAGCCCUGGCAGGGGGUGGCUGAGCCACCUGAGCUCCCUCCCUGCGGCUGGGGGGGGGGCCGAGCUGCCCCUCGGCCCCUUGUCCCUGUCCCAGAGCCCCUCGACCCGCCACCCCCCCCCAGGGUCCCUCCCAUAGCCCCCCACCCUUCUGCCUGCCCUGCACCGGCCGGGCAGACCCAGACCCAGUUCCCGAGCACUCGCGCCUGGCGCGGGGGGACUGGGGGUACGCGAGGAGUCGGGGGGGACCCCUUGCCCCCCCUCCUCUUUAUCUAGUGAGGAUAUAUCAAACUGUAGCCCUAUAUGUAGUACUGAAUUUACCUACUCACUGAGCCUAUUUAUUAUUCCUCCGUGGCAGUAACCGUGGCAGGACAGGGACCGAGGUUGGGAGCCGCAAGCGGGAUGCGCCGGAGGCAGCAGGAUUUGAUGCCAGACCACAACCAUGAGGCUAAAGCCCCCCCACACCCCGUCCCCGGGCUCCCCGUGGCUCGGGGAGGGGGGAGCGUUCACCCUGCCCCCUCCCCACCACUGCCACCCACCCCGAAGCCCCGGUGGAGGUGAGAUGGGGUGGGUGAGCGGCCGGGUGCUCCCUGGUUGCGGGGUCCCCUCUCUCCCCCGCCCUCCCCAAGGGCCAGGGGCGGCUUUGUAAAAUAAAGCGGGGAAAAAUGGUUUUGUACAAAGGGGUAAAUAAAGCAGGAUUGUGUAAAGG
Molecule: messenger RNA, 2552 nt
Organism: Harpia harpyja (harpy eagle)
Lineage: Eukaryota; Metazoa; Chordata; Aves; Accipitriformes; Accipitridae
Gene: TBC1D10A
Product: TBC1 domain family member 10A
Exons: 9
Coding region: 69-1508 (479 amino acids)
Source: RefSeq, a predicted model, not a curated record